AUGACUACCAAAGUACAAUGCGAAACCCGGGUUGAUGAUGUUUGGUCAGUGCUGGUGCUGCUGAAACGGAGACGGGUAAGGCUCGCCUCAAAUCCGAGCGCGCCGUCAUUGGUCGAUCUUCACUGGGCAGACCCGAAGUCACGGAUCGGCUUCCGUGCGGGAUUCCGGUCGAUGCUGAAACGAAUGCUUGACCGUCCUUAUUUUGGAAGGCUGAAGCAAGCUAGAGACAUGUGCAGGGUCAUCGUUUCAAGCAGAACCAGGACCGUUUUCACCGACCGCUUUCGGUUACGGAUGUCUUCCAGCCAAUCCAAGCCGCAGGUGACAGAUCCAUCUGCUGCUGCUGCUGCUGCCCUCUCUGGGACUGAUGCCGAUUCGACCCAGGGGGCGGGAUCGAGCAACCCUCUUUUGAUGUCCCUCUUUGCGCGGGGACUGCCAUCGCUAGGAGAUUGA
Chaetomium globosum CBS 148.51 is the source of this 450-nucleotide messenger RNA. RefSeq lists its product as uncharacterized. Bases 1 to 450 code for a protein of 149 amino acids. The record is from RefSeq and is a predicted model, not a curated record. The transcript has 4 exons. Lineage: Eukaryota; Fungi; Ascomycota; Sordariomycetes; Sordariales; Chaetomiaceae.